This is a messenger RNA of Cylindrotheca closterium, 1293 nucleotides long. The record is from the annotation of a GenBank genome assembly. Lineage: Eukaryota; Bacillariophyta; Bacillariophyceae; Bacillariales; Bacillariaceae.
AUGCUACAUCUUUCUUUAAUAACUCGACUUCUACUGAUAGGAGUUCUGGUCCUGCUCUUCAAUGGCUUGACUGCAUUUCUUCGAGUUCAAACACCGCUGUUUCGACAUGCUGUUGACGAACUUGCACUUCCAUUUGUAGAAAGCAAUGUCGAGCACUCAAUUCACACAGCAGACAUGAUUUCGACAAUGCCAACCAUCAGAUUAAUCGUUGCCAAAACCAUGUCCUUGAAGGAUAUGAACGACACGAUUGUAGACAUUGAAACCAUGCAACAAAAAGUUGAUGCCAAAACUAUGGACCACGACUAUGAAGUCGAAUGGAUUCUCUUUACCUAUAAGAAUGAGACAUAUGAUGCUUUACUCGAAUAUCUGGAUACAAAACAAUGGAAGGAGAAAUAUCGAACUACCAUUUACCUCUGGGAGGGAAAGCAGAAGCUCAACUUUUGGCAACGCUACUUGAAUCCAUCGUCUAUUCCCAACAACAUUGACUAUAUUUGGAUGAUGGAUGGCGAUAUGAGGAUUCGAGACAUGGCCUGGGAUUGCUUCUGGAAAACCGCCAGGCUAUUUGAUCCUGCCAUGUUUGCUCCAACCAUAAUGGCAGACGCAGAUAUGUACAGCGAAUCCAAGAAACGUUAUGCCGGAUCAAGUCAUCCGAUGAAGUGUCACACGGACCCAUCCAUGGAUCCUGAGAAUAAUGAUUUCCAGCAUCUCAUUGCCGUAGACGUUCCAUUGAUCGAAGUUCAAACACCCAUCUUUCGUCGAGAUUCCUGGCAAGCAGUCUACGAAUCGUUUGAAUUGAACAUGCCAAGCUGGGGGAAAUCUUUUUCCGAUUGGGGCCCCAAUCAAGUGUGGUGCCGUAUCGCUGCUAGCAAGAUUUGGAACACCACAUAUGCACCCAUCGAACAAGCUGCAUUGCAACCACGCAUGCUUUGGUCCAGAGCUAAGGACACUUGUUCUAUUAACGAAACUAUCAAAGUCGACUUGUCGAGUGUCCAAGAUCCUAGGUUCUAUUUCAAUGAGUUUACCGAGCAGUAUGAGCGUCAUGGCUGCAUGAUUAUUCAGAACACCCCUUUUAAGCAUCUGAACACCCAGAGUAGUGGUGCCAGACAAGACAAGCAAUCCAAGGCUAGGCAAAAGUGGAAUGCUAUCGCACCAGCCGAAUCGAAUGCAUACCAAAACGUGUAUCCCAAUGAAUUUGCCAGUGUCAAGAAAGCCCAAAUACACAUCUACCGGGCCUAUACCUCAAACGAUCCAUCCCAAUACGCCUGCCAAGUUUGCAAGCACCGUGAAUGCUGA